AGCCGUUCACAGUCCCACGACCUGUCCUUGCCUCAGCACCAGCUGCAGCAGCCCCCCCCCACCCACCUCGAGCCAUGGCAUUCAAUGGAACCUGGAAGGUUGACCGCAGUGAGAACUAUGACAAGUUCAUGGAGCAGAUGGGUAUUAAUGUGAUGAAGAGGAAACUGGCAGAACAUGAUAACCUGAAGAUCACCAUUGAACAGACAGGGGACAAAUUUCACAUUAAGGAGUCCAGCACCUUCCGCACCAAAGAUAUUGACUUCACCCUGAGUGUCCCGUUUGACUACGCCCUGGCUGAUGGCACUGAAGUAUCAGGUGCUUGGGCAAUGGAGGGGGACAUGCUGAAGGGUACAUUUACCAGGAGAGACAACAGUAAAGUCCUGACCACCACCAGGUCCCUCGUGGGUGGAGAACUUGUGCAGAGUUACAACUACGAGGGAGUGGAUGCCAAGAGGAUUUUCAAGAAACAGUAAACCAGAACAAUGUGAAAUGUCACUUUGGGACACAGGUUUCUGUUUUUUGUACAAGACAAGUUGAGAAUAUUGAUGUAGUAUUCUUCCACUUACAUUUGAUUGUGUAUACCUCAGCCUGCUGACAAACUCUGUGAGAAGUUUUAGCAGAGACACGGGGUGAAUGGACCACUGCCUCCCAUUCUAGUGUACUAUCACACAUCUAUUUGUCUUGAAAAGAGUAGCUAAGCCAAGAAAACUACUGUCCCAGCAUUGAAACAGGGCAUGGUAUCAGUUUAAGUGGUGAUACGUGACUGAUUUAUUUCAGUCUAGUGUUAAAAUUAGUUCCUAUAAUGGAAACUCGGCAGCUGAUUUUUCUUGGAAGGACCACCCAGCAAACAUAAAAACAUCCCCAGCAUGUCCCCUAAAGGUCCUUGCCGAACAUCCGGUAAAUGUCAUUGUUUGCAUUGCAUCCCUAUGACGUCCCAGGGUUUGCAUUACGUCCCCAUGACAUCCCAGGGAAGACUAGUAGAUUUCCUCUAGCGUCCCUGUGAUAUAACAUCCCUGUGACAUCCCGUGGACGGCUAGAAGAUGUUCCCCUAAUGUCCCUGUAAUAUUGUCGGGGUCCUGCAAUAAUGUCCCCAUGACGUAAUGAAAACCCUACACAAUGACAUUUACCAAACGUUCGGAGAGGGCCUUUAGGGGACUUGCUGGGGGCUUGUUUUUUUUUUUUUUGCUGGGCAAUCCUCUGUCCUGAAAACCUUUCCUCCAGGAAAAGACCAUCCAAAACAGGCAACCUCAUUAGGAUACUGCGCAUUUUUCCUUGACAAUAUGAUGCAAUAAUUGUGUGCUCACAGCUGACUUAAAUAGAGCAUCUUUUGCAAAAGGUUUCGACAUGCUUGUGGUCUGUCAGAGUAAACAUCAUAUUCCAGUAACAGCAGUUAUUGUGAGUUUUAAUUUCUGACGUUUUUAGUCUGUCGUACUUAUUUGAUCAGAAAUUAGGAGUGUAUAGCAUAUCAUAACACAUGAACAUAAAAUGUGGAUAAGGAAAAAUAAAUGUCUA
Lampris incognitus (smalleye Pacific opah) is the source of this 1512-nucleotide messenger RNA. Its product is annotated as fatty acid-binding protein, intestinal-like. Gene Ontology annotation, molecular function: fatty acid binding. Gene Ontology annotation, cellular component: nucleus; cytosol. NCBI's taxonomy places the organism in Eukaryota, Metazoa, Chordata, Actinopteri, Lampriformes, Lampridae. The coding region runs from base 75 to 473 and encodes 132 amino acids. The transcript is spliced from 4 exons. Gene Ontology annotation, biological process: fatty acid transport. The record is from RefSeq and is a predicted model, not a curated record.